Molecule: messenger RNA, 1610 nt
Organism: Danio rerio (zebrafish)
Lineage: Eukaryota; Metazoa; Chordata; Actinopteri; Cypriniformes; Danionidae
Source: RefSeq, a predicted model, not a curated record
AGUCGGUAAAACGACUGCUUGAGCAUGCGUCCGUACACCGAUGUUACCAUGUUGUGUUGUCUUUAAAGUAGAAUUUCAUUUGUACGCAGGUUUUAAUAAACGAGAAUAAAGCAUGCAUUUACUGGGAAGUCGAGUGUUUGUGAAAUGUUCAAGGUGCCAUGUGGCUUUGUCUUUGAAAGAAGCGAUCCGGUGUCAGAGUUCCGCAGCACCUCUGGAACAGGCCGACUACCUGAAUGGCGCUCCUCACAGAAAACACCCGGGUGUUACAAACCUGAAAACAGUGCAACUGCCAGAGCAACUGCAGCUAGCAGCACAGUCCAUCUUACAGAGGGCCGAUGUAAAAAGUCUGACGGAAAGGGCACAAAAACUCUCUAACUUCCUUUGGAGCAGGAAGCGGGUGAUAGAAUCUUCACAGCUCAGGGAGAAAGCCAUCAUUCUGGAGAGGAAAUUUUUGGAGGAAGAGAGAAAUGUCAGUGAAAAUGACAUUGACCACAAUUUAGAAGCUCGGAUAAGAAAGAAAGUAUUAUCUGAAUUGAGAAGAACGACAUACCACAGAGCUGCCCUAAGGUACAAUGAAGAUCUUGGGUUGGUGUAUAUGGUUGCUAGACUAGCAGGUGGUUAUGCUGCUGUUCUCAGAGCUCUAAAUGAGAUUAAGAAGAGAGAUCCCUUAUUUGUGCCAUAUUCUCUCUUGGACUUUGGAUCAGGACUUGGAACAGGUACUUGGGCAGCACACAGGCUCUGGGGAGAUUCUCUGAAGGAGUAUGUUUGUGUGGACAGCUCUGGAGAUAUGAACACAUUGGCAGAACAGCUUCUUUUGGAGGGCAGUGAGAGGAAUAAUCCAACUAUCAAACAAGUAUAUUUCCGCCAGUUCCUCCCUGUUUCUCCUAAGGUCCAGUUUGAUCUUGUAGUAGCCGCUUUCUCUUUGUCAGAACUGGCCACCCUGGACGAGCGACUGAAUGUUAUUUCAACACUUUGGAGAAAAACCAACUCCUACCUUGUGUUGGUGGAGAAUGGAACCAAGGAAGGUCAUCAAAUCCUUAUGGAGGCCAGAGAUGCUAUACUAAAGAGAGAAGAUGAGAUACUGCAUGACCCGAGGAGACCAUCUAUAUUUGCUCCUUGCACGCACGAGCUGAAGUGUCCUAAGUUAAUCAGGCAACCUGUGGUACCUUGUAACUUCUUCCAGUUCUACUACUCUCUGCCUCUAUCACGGAGCCAGGAAAGGCAGCAGGAGAGGUUUAGUUACCUGAUUGUAUCCCGUUCAGAUGGAGAGAAGGCUCAGAAGGCUGAACAUUGGGACAUGGCUAGAGUGAUCGCACAAGUCCAUCGCCGACCCAGACACGUUCAGUGCCAGCUGUGCUGCGUAAAUGGAGAACUCAAACAACUGGCUGUGACGGCCCGUCGUCAUGGAAAGGACAUGUACAGAUGUGCUCGUAACAGCGACUGGGGAGAUCUGCUGCCAGUCUUUCAUAAAGAAGAUGAGCACACUAUUAAUGAUGAGACGGAAUGAGACCUGCGAGAAAUCUGUUCAUGCAGCGUGUGUGCAGUGAGGUUGUUUUGUAUAAAUGUAUUGCUUGUUUGCAAAUAAAAUAGUUCUUGUAUGCAACAUGAUA